GGAGCUGAUUUGGUUUGUUCUACAGCAGCAGCAAAUAAUUAGCAAACAACCAGCUGUUUCGCUGUCUGACCCAGACUCCAGUGAGUUUAGUGAGUUUUGAUGCUGGGAACACUGGAACCAGCUGAUCCCAAUGUGUUGACGAUCCAGCCACGCCCACUGGGAACCAGCAGCCCAAACCACCGGCACCCAGAAGGCAGCAGGAGUCGGUGUGAGUUGGGAUCAGUUCUGGACCCGCCAUGACUCAAGUUCUGGACCUGCUGCUGCUGAGGAGGCUGCUGCCCAGCCUGACCUUCAUCAUCCUCUGCCUCAUGCUGCUGCUCCUCAUCUUCAGGUCAGACAGGAUGUUGCCUCCCCAGAAGUACAUGAUGCAGCUGUCGGACGAGCCGGCCUGGGUCCAGAACCAAACCACAGGAACUACAGUUCUCAAAGGACAGUCGGCCCAUCUCAUGAGAGUUAAAGGCUCCAAAACGCUGCUGGUGUCUGCUUUUCUGGAGCAUCGAACCAAACCCAGGAAGGUUCUUGUUAUCGCCAUCAUGUUCCGUAAAGAGAAAGUGUCUCUGCAGUGCAGCCUGCGCUGCAGGGAGCAGCUUCACGUCUCCAGAGCCUCCGUCGACAUCCACUGGGAUCACUUCGGCUUUCCGUACGGGACGGCCGACGUCUCCUGCCCGCUGCCGCCGGCCUGCCAGGCGCCGACCCACGUAGCCGUCACCUCAGCGGCCAUCAGGAACCCAGAUGAGUUUUUGGAGGUUCAGAAUCAAAAGGCGCCGAACGUCUUUCCGUACAACUUCACCAGCUGUUUCUCCACCAUGUACAACUACACCAACAUCCUGCAGCUGGUGCAGACGGUGGAGAUGCUGCAGUUGCUGGGUGUGAACAGAAUCGUCAUCUACAAGACGAACUGCAGCAACGAGACGCAGCGCGUCCUGGACUACUACACCGACAAAGGUCUAGUGGAGGUGAUUCCUUGGUCUCUGUCAAAGUACCUGAAUGUUUCUCGAAGAGCUAAACCUGAUCAGGAUCCUGGUGACAUCCACUACUUCGGUCAGAUCCCGGCGCUCAACGACUGCCUGUACAGAUCCAUGUACCGGUCCAGAUACGUGGCGCUGCACGACCCGGACGAGCUCAUCCUGCCGCAGACGGUCGACAGCUGGUUGAAGUUGCUGGAACAGCUGGAGAGGAAGUUUGGCGCAGAGAGGUGCUACAUGUUUCAGAAUAACUGGGUUCCCAGUGAGUUUUUCCUGACCCCUCCAGCGCCCAAGACGCUGCCCCAGCAGAACCAAUGGCAGAACGUCUCAGGGAUCAACAUCCUGGCCCACCUGUACAGCGAGCCCAUCAAGCCUCCGUUUGGAUAUCGCAAUUUCAAGACCAUCGUCAACCCCCGAGGCAUGUUCGCCGUGACCGUCCACGGAGUGCUGAGGGCGAAGAGAGUCUGCGUCUGGGUGGACAGGAAGUUGGCCAGGAUGUACCACAUCAAAUCCCGAGGACCAACUGAACUGAAGCCAAAGCAGAUGAUUUAUGAUGGCCGACUCCUUAACUACAGCGCUCGCCUUUCCUCUGCUGUCAACACCGUCCUCAGAGAGACUGGACUUCUGCCGGGAAACAGUCUGUAGGAGAGGGAACCUUGGAAAACUCCUCCAUCCACAUCCCUAAAGCCAUGUUGACUCAA
Messenger RNA from Poecilia latipinna (sailfin molly), 1666 nucleotides. RefSeq lists its product as uncharacterized. Bases 237 to 1610 code for a protein of 457 amino acids. Gene Ontology annotation, molecular function: glycosyltransferase activity. The record is from RefSeq and is a predicted model, not a curated record. Gene Ontology annotation, cellular component: cytoplasm. The transcript has 9 exons. Lineage: Eukaryota; Metazoa; Chordata; Actinopteri; Cyprinodontiformes; Poeciliidae.